AUGACCCAACAAUCAGUAAUAUUGUCCUCAUCCCUAUUAAUUUUUUUUAUCCUCCUAGCCCCCCUGGCACUGGCCCUAGUCCCCUCACUAAUUACCCCCCAUUGGCAUAAAUUUUACGCAAAAUCUGCCGUAAAACUCGCCUUUUUUAUUAGUCUCCUUCCUCUCUUUCUUUUUAUAGACCAAGGCAUCGAAAUUGUCUCAACAAAUUACCAAUGAAUAGCUAUUAAUUCAUUUACCUUCAACAUUGCAUUCAAAUUCGAUUUUUUAUCAAUUACUUUUAUGUCCAUCGCCCUAUUUGUAACCUGGUCUAUUCUUGACUUUGCAGCCUGGUAUAUACAUGAAGAUCCUUACAUCAACCAAUUUUUCAAAUAUCUUCUACUGUUUUUAACAGCAAUAAUAGUAUUAACAUCAGCAAAUAACCUAUUUCAACUAUUUAUCGGAUGGGAGGGAGUUGGAAUUAUAUCAUUCUUACUUAUUGGCUGGUGAUACGGGCGAGCCGAUGCUAACACCGCCGCCCUUCAAGCAGUACUUUAUAACCGAAUUGGAGACAUUGGUCUAAUUCUCGCAAUUUCCUGAUUCACCACAAAUUUUAAUACCCUUGACAUUCAACAACUAUUUAUCCUUAAUACUAAUGAAUCCUCGAUUAUCCCUCUACUCGGCCUAAUUUUAGCAGCAACAGGCAAGUCAGCACAAUUCGGCCUUCACCCCUGGCUCCCUGCAGCUAUAGAAGGCCCAACCCCAGUUUCCGCCCUAUUACACUCAAGCACGAUAGUCGUAGCAGGUAUUUUUCUGCUCCUGCGUCUUCACCCACUACUCCAAAAUAACGAAACCGCCCUAACACUUUGUCUUCUUCUGGGUGCAAUUACCACUGUAUUUACAGCCACAUGUGCCUUAACACAAAACGACAUCAAAAAGAUUGUAGCAUUUUCAACAUCCAGCCAACUAGGCCUAAUAAUAGUUACAAUCGGACUAAACCAACCCCUCCUAGCCUUUCUACACAUCUGUACACAUGCUUUUUUUAAAGCAAUACUCUUUUUAUGCUCUGGCUCAAUUAUCCAUAAUUUAAAUAAUGAACAAGAUAUCCGAAAAAUGGGAGGACUUAAUAUAGCCCUCCCAAUAACAACAUCCUGCCUCCUCAUUGGAAGUCUUGCCCUCUCAGGAGCCCCAUUUCUUGCCGGAUUCUUUUCCAAGGACGCAAUCAUUGAGGCAAUAAACUCAUCCUUCCUAAACGCCUGAGCCCUUACUUUGACUUUAAUCGCCACCUCCUUUACCGCUGCCUACAGUCUCCGCAUUAUUUUUUACGUCUCAAUAAAUUUUCCACGAUACCCAGCCCUGACCCCAAUUUUAGAGGCCCAACAAGCUUCCACCCCUAUUAUACGUCUUGCCAUUGGAAGUGUAGUUGCAGGUUUCCUGUUAAUUCUCAAUAUCCCUCCGCCCCCCCCACAAGUUAUAACUAUGCCCACCUCCGCCAAACUAGCCGCCAUCGGGGUUACUAUUGUUGGGCUCUUUACAGCAGCAGAACUAUCUAACAUCACUAAUAAACAACUCAAAACUUUUCCAUAUCUUACUCCUUAUAACUUUUCAAACAUAUUGGCAUAUUUUCAAUCCACCACACACCGACUACUCCCAACGCUAAACCUAAAAUGAGCCCAACUUCUAGCCACCCAUUUAAUUGAUGUUAUUUGACUCGAAAAAUCAGGGCCCAAAUCAAGCAUAAAAAUCAACACAACAUUCUCAACCUUCAUCACCAACUCCCAACAAGGAAUAAUCAAAACCUACCUUACACUAUUUUUUAUGUCUACCGCCACUUUCCUUAUAUUUCUUCUACUCAAUAGA
Molecule: messenger RNA, 1836 nt
Organism: Protopterus annectens (West African lungfish)
Lineage: Eukaryota; Metazoa; Chordata; Ceratodontiformes; Protopteridae
Source: the annotation of a RefSeq genome assembly